UCCCUUACAUCAAUGGCGGAGUAAAACGUAAACAAAUGAAAUUUACAAUAUGAGUUUAAUUCGAGGAUCAAUUUUAAUGGUUUGUGCAGCAUUAUCAUGGAAUAUUUUGUCACUGAUGUUUAAACCGAAACUUCCACCAAUUGUAGAGGGACAUUUUCAUCCAAAAUUUAGAAGAGUAGCUGAAAUAUUUAGAAAUAAAAUAGAAAAUGGUAAAGAGGGAGGUGCAGCGUUUGCCUUGUAUUAUAAAGGAGAAUUAUUGAUCGAUUUAUGGGGAGGAUAUGCUGAUGAAGAUUCGGCUCAACCAUGGGAUAAUAAUACUCUCACAUUGGUGUAUUCUCUUACUAAAACCAUGGCAGCCAUUACAGCUGCAAAAAUGGUGGAAAAGGGAUGGUUAGACUAUAGUAAACCUGUUUCAGCUUACUGGCCAGAGUUUAAAGUCAACAAUAAAGAUAAUAUUACAGUAGAGAUGUUAUUAAGUCAUCAGGCAGGAUUGUUGCAUCCAACUCAAAAUUUUAACUCUUUCCAAGACAUUUUGUUGAAUAAGGAAGAAUUGCAGAAAGAGGUUGCCCAGGCAACUCCUGCGUGGCCUGCAGGAACACAACAUGGCUAUCAUAUGCUGUCCUUCGCCUUAUUGGUAGAUACACUUCUUCAAAAAGCUGAUAUAAAACAUCGUAAUAUAGGUCAGAUAUUUAAAGAAGAAAUAGCAGAUGAAUAUGGAAUAGAUUCGUUCAUUGGUUUGCCGUAUGCAGAGAAUUAUCGAGUGGCAAAGUCUAUGUUAAUAACGGCACCACAAAUGUUGUUGUCUGUUUUAUUGUCUUUCGAUAUCAAUUAUAUCAACAUUUAUAUCAAUACCAUAUUCUAUCCUACAUCACAUACUGCCACGGCUUUUAAAGCACCGAAAGACGUCUCUGAGCGUGGCAGACAGAAUAAUCCAGUAAUCAGAGCUGUACCAUUUUCAAGUUUCAAUGGUUUUUCCUCAGCAAAAGCUUUAGCGAAAAUGCUCGGCAUUUUGGCAAGUGGGGGAACUUAUCAAGGGAAGCAACUCUUAUCGAAAGCUUCAAUAGAAAAAUUAAACACUAACAUGGUAGAGGGUUUAGAUAAUACUUUAUUAGUAAACAUGUCGUAUGGACGAGGUUUCAUGCGUCUUAAAAACUCACAGGGUGACACUGUUUAUGGACAUACGGGUUAUGGUGGGCAAGUGACUUUUGCUGAUAUGACCAAUCAGUUUGGUCUAUCUUAUGUAACAAAUUAUCCUUCAUUUUAUUUCCUCAAUGAUGAUCCACGUUUCAAAGAUUUAGAGAAGGCCACUUAUUUAUGUUUUCAAGAUUAUAUUGCUUCUCAAAAAACGUAACAUCCACUUUUUAUGCAUUUUUUAAAUUAGGUUUUUUUAUAUAUAUAUAUAUCCUGUCUAAAUUUGUACUGUAUUGAUAGUCAUCUAUAUCUCGUAUUCGUCAAUGUAUUUGAUUUAUAAGAUUGUUUUAAUAAAAGUUUUUUUUUACUAUGUCUUGUCGAAAUUUGUAAAUUUGUAUUGAUAUUCAUUUAUCUCAUGUAUUUAUUUGAUUUAAGAUUGAUUUAUAGCUCUGCAAUAUGCUGAUUAAAUUAUGUAGGGCUUGUCUCCACAUCGGCUCUACAUUCAAAUAUUUGUAUGAUUGGUAGCUCUACAAUAAAUAUUUCUAAAUGCUGAUCAGUUUCUGUAGCACUGUAGAGUGUAAUAUUUUGUGUGAAGUGUAAAUCUAUGAUUUAGAUUGCUAUGCUUAUUUUUAGAUUUAGAUUGCUAUGCUAUUUUGUAGCUUUAGAUUUAGAUUGCAAUGCUUAUUUGUAACUUUAGAUUUGUAGCUUUAGAUUUAGAUUGCUUAUUUGUAGCUUUAGAUUGCAAUGCUUAUUUGUAGCUUUAGAUUUAGAUUGCUAUUCUUUAUUGUAGCUUUAGAUUUAGAUUGCUAUUCUUUAUUGUAGCUUUAGAUUGCAAUGCUUAUUUGUAGCUUUAGAUUUAGAUUGCUAUUCUUUAUUGUAGCUUUAGAUUUUGAUGCUUAUUUGUAGCUUUAGAUUUAGAUUGCUUAUUUGUCGAUUUAGAUUUAGAUUGAUAUGCUGAUUAGUCUUUGUAUGCUUAGACUCCAUAUUGACAUUUUAAUUCCUGCAUUGAGAAUUUUAUUGAAACCACUAAGUGUACUUUGAGAAUAUUGAGAGGUAUUUACCCCCCUUCGAUUUAAUGAAUUGAAGACGUUUAUUUAAUCUUUGUGUGUAUGAAAGAUGUAAAAUGGAUUAGAACACCACAAAUAGUAUACAAUUUUUUUUAACAUGGUGGACAUUCAGUGCAGAGAUCUAUUCUCUAUGUAGGUAGUUCUAUACCAGGUCAAUUUAGGGAUAUUUUCUACCACGUUGAUCGCAUUGAUCGUUUGAAGUACUUCUGUCCUUUUAACCCUUGAUGGCUUGUUUAUAAUUAAUGUUUUUAUGUGUAUAAAAAUCAAUAUUUAAUGUAAUAUUUCUGAUGGUGCAUUUAUUAUAUUAAUAAUGUAUAUUUAUAAUGCACUUAAUAAUCCAUCCAUUUACGCAUGCUCAAAGUGCUGCAUUUAAGGAGUCUCUCGUCAGUUAAAGCACACAUAAAACUGUCUCUUUCGAAUCUGGAUAAUAGAGUUUAAACAAAUAUAGUUUUUAGUUGUGACUUAAAAAUUUGAUCUUCUCUAAUUUAUCGAUGUUGGUAAAGCUUGAUAUUUUUAUAAAAUGCAACUAUUAUAAACACUUAAUGUGCUUCAAAGCUGUGAAAUAAUAAGGAAUAGAAUUGAAUUUAAGGUUUCUGGCACACCCUUUUCAUAGAAGAACUAACAAAAAACAAAAACAAAAGACCGUAACACCAACAAUUAGCACUGAGUGUGGAAAAAUAUAAGUGAUCUUAAGGUUGUGUCAGUUGGGUUUUGAAAAAAUAUUCUCUUUUUUCUUUUUUCGGCGUGAAAAAUGACCGAUGGGUCAGAUCUAGUUUCAGUCAAUUUCCAUAGCCCUCGAUCUUCACCGGCAUAUACAGCCGACAUGGAACUCAUGUUCCAAUAACAUUAGUAAUAGAACUGGAAAUACUGAGGACACAAUUACUGCUUGAUAAACACUAGACGCUAAGUAAUUGUAUUCCGUAGAAUUUUAGAGCUAGAGCACAGAUUUGACGACGAUCACCUCCUGGAAAUGUUUUUGCACCCAGUGUUCACCUUAUUUUGUUGUCAACAAAAAAAGGUAUUUGGCCGCAAGUACUCUUUUCUCCGGCUCCGGGUUAUUUUGUUGUCACCAAAGAAAGGAAUUUGGCAGAAACGUAUUAAAUUUGGUUUUGUCCAUCCUAUUUCAUAUUUUGAAUAUAUAUAUAUAAGUGUAAUAGUUUUUGUGGUGUAUUUAUACGUGUUGUAUUAUUGUUUUAUAUUAAGUACACAGGAGAAAGGAAACUGUACAUAUUUUUAUUUACUAUUAUCUGUAUGUAACACAUAAUUUGUGUGCAAUAAUGCCCCCCAAGUUUCAACAACUGAAACUUUUAUGAUAAUAUAAACAAUUUGUUUAACUUGAUUGAUUUAAAUCAAAUGGACAGCUGUCUAGCCAUUCGAAUGGGACGCUAAACCGAGGUUCUGUGUACACUUCCUACUGACUUAGUCGUGGGGAAUUCCUAUAAGCUCACUUAGUAGAGGUGUAUGGAAUCUAUGCCCGGAGUCGUGGGUGCGAUUCAUGACUAGGCAUCCUGUUACACCACAUGAAAUCCUUUCCGACGUGGUUUCCCCUUGUCAGUGGUGCAGGACGGAGGGCCUGGCAAGGUAAGCUGUCUAGUCAUUAGGAUGGCACGAUAAAGCGAGGUUCCGUGUACACAUUGGCAUGUACGUAAAAGAACCCUUGGUAGUCGGGGCAGAACAGUAGGAUGUUUUACCCCAUUUCAUUUCAUUUUCAACCAAUGGAAAGGCUGCAUCUUUCUGAUAUUUUAGUUUAAGCUUUCUUGAAUAAGGCCCCUAGUUUUUAUUUUAUAGUAUUAAUCAAGGUUCUCCACUUGUUUUAUUAACAUAUAUAACAUUAUGUAUAUCUAUCUUUUUAACAUAUCACUGAUGUAAUCUGAUUUUUUAUUUAUUCACUGUCUCUUUCAUAGUUAGUGGAAAGAUGUUA
Molecule: messenger RNA, 4119 nt
Organism: Patella vulgata (common limpet)
Lineage: Eukaryota; Metazoa; Mollusca; Gastropoda; Patellidae
Product: beta-lactamase domain-containing protein 2
Exons: 8
Coding region: 50-1351 (433 amino acids)
Source: RefSeq, a predicted model, not a curated record